This is a messenger RNA of Sardina pilchardus (European sardine), 626 nucleotides long. RefSeq names its product S100 calcium binding protein A11 (gene s100a11). Gene Ontology annotation, cellular component: perinuclear region of cytoplasm. The transcript is spliced from 3 exons. The record is from RefSeq and is a predicted model, not a curated record. NCBI's taxonomy places the organism in Eukaryota, Metazoa, Chordata, Actinopteri, Clupeiformes, Clupeidae. Gene Ontology annotation, molecular function: calcium-dependent protein binding; calcium ion binding; transition metal ion binding. Bases 175 to 438 code for a protein of 87 amino acids.
GUUUGUUUGUGUGUGUGUGUGUGUGUGUGUACGUAUGUAAUCUUUUCCGCUGAUAUCAGCAAGGUGAUGGCAUAAAAAGGUGUGGAGAGAGCCUGAGAAGACACAAAGCUGCUCCACUCAUCUGCUGCACUCUUCCACUCCGCUCGGUCUCCAUCAGCCUUAAUUUCACUCACAAUGGAAUCUGCCAUCAACACCCUGGUCAGCCAGUUCAAGACCUUCGCUGGAAAGGAUGGGUCAGCAAGCACCCUUAGCAAAGACGAGUUCAAGAGCUUGGUGGUGUCUCAGCUCCCCACCAUGGUGAAGAACGCCGGUGAUGCUGGCGUGAUCGACAAGCUCAUGAGCUCUCUGGACCAGAACAAUGACGGAGAGCUGACCUUCCAGGAGUUCUGGACCCUGAUUGGCUCGGUGGCAAGCAAGCACGGCGGCUUCUGCAAAUAGGGGAGCAGCGCGAACGCCGGGCUCGUGAAAAACGGCGUACGUUGGAUUUCAAAAAAUGCCUCUGUGUGCGUGUGUGUUGUAUGGCUCCUGUUCAACCUCAGGGCCGGUUACCGUGCUGUGCACACAAUGUCAUAGCUAAUCAUUCUCAGGAGCAGGUGACUUGCAAAUAAAAUAAUCCAUUGCUGUGA